Amborella trichopoda is the source of this 1147-nucleotide messenger RNA. Its product is annotated as protein RGF1 INDUCIBLE TRANSCRIPTION FACTOR 1. The record is from RefSeq and is a predicted model, not a curated record. Gene Ontology annotation, molecular function: zinc ion binding. NCBI's taxonomy places the organism in Eukaryota, Viridiplantae, Streptophyta, Magnoliopsida, Amborellales, Amborellaceae.
GCCACCCCAAUAUAACAAAAUGAAGACCCCAUUACCACACUUCAAUUCCCCCAAAACACACACACACCCACACUCUCUUUCUCUCUAAAAUCUCUUUCUCACUCUACUUUUCUCUUUCUCCUUCUCUGCUUUUUCUCUCUUGGCAAGCAUGCCUGACCACGCUCAGUAUCCGCCAUGGCUUGAUACCCUCCUCUCUGAGAAGUUCUUCUCUCCAUGCCUUCUCCAUGAAUCAUCGAAGAAGAAUGAGAAGAACAUUUUUUGUUUAGAUUGCUGCACUAGUAUCUGUCCUCACUGCUUGCAUUACCACCGUUCCCAUCGCCUCCUUCAGGUUCGAAGGUAUGUUUAUCAUGAUGUAAUCAGACUUGAUGAUCUUGAGAAAUUGAUUGACUGCGGAUUUGUUCAGUCUUACACAACAAACAGCGCAAAAGUGGUUUUCCUGAACCAGAGGCCUCAGUCCCGCCCCUUCAAAGGCUCGGGUAGCGUCUGCCACACGUGCGACAGAAGCCUCCAGGACCCCUAUCACUUCUGCUCUCUUUCCUGCAAGGUGUCGUAUCUGCUACGAUACGAAGGUUGUGUAUCAAGGUAUUUGUACGAGUGCGAGUACCUUCCUUUAUCGGACUUCGUGAAGGAGAUGGAGGACGGUCAGAUGACACCCAUCUCUGUUUUGGACGGUGGAAUUUCGCUUCGUACGUCGUCGGGGUCGAGCGCUAACGGCGCCGUCGAAUGCAGGACGUUGGCGUGCACGGCCACAACGGAGACCGUCACGAGGAGGAAACGAACGGCUGCGAUUUCUUCCAGGAACAGGCAGAUUGCGGCGGCAAUCAGGGCCACCUGUCAAGUUGUGAGCAGAAGGAAGGGGGUCCCCCAUAGGAGUCCAUUUUUCUAAUUUUUUUAACCUUUUUUUUUAAAUUUUUUUUCCUUUUUAUUUUUAUUUUUUUAGGUAUCGGAAAUUAGAUGUGUAAUACUUGCUCUUUAUGAGCUAAAAGGCAUGGCCUCUCGUGGUUCUAUGGCUUGCCAAAUUUUGGACCCAAAAGGAGAAAAUGGAAAAAAAAAGGAAAAAAAAGAAGAAUAUUUAGUUUUUUUUGUUCUGAUGGUCUGUUUAUUUGUAAAUAAGUUGCUGUCAAUUUUUAUGAUUGGUUUUUUUUUU